Molecule: messenger RNA, 417 nt
Organism: Tetrahymena thermophila SB210
Lineage: Eukaryota; Ciliophora; Oligohymenophorea; Hymenostomatida; Tetrahymenidae
Product: transmembrane protein, putative
Exons: 1
Source: RefSeq, a predicted model, not a curated record
AUGUAGAUUCUGCAAUAAUUUGAUUUUGACUUUAAUAGUCUUAUUAUUUAUCAAUUUAGCUACUGCUAUUAGUUAUUUUACAGUUAUCUUACUCUAAAGAAAAUUAAUCAUUACAAUUCAUCAUCAUCAUAUGGAUAAAUUAAUUAUUUUGAUUUUGAGAUAAAUUGUUUUGUAUUUUCAUGCUUUAAGCGCUAUGAAAAUGUUAGCAAUCAUCCAUUAUUACCUCCAUUUUACUUGCGUAUUUUAAAAGUUUUUACUUUUUUUUUAUUUCCUUCAAAUUUUUUUUUUAACUAAUUAAUUCUCAACUUUUAUCUAAAGCUAUUUGUAAAAAAGCAUUUGGUAAUGACGAAAGGCACAAUAAUUUUGCUAAAAGAAAAUAUAAAUUGUGAUUUUCUUCUUUUGAUUAGAAAUUUAUGA